UAUUUUAAUGUAACCUGUGCUCCUCCGGCAAUGGACGGGAAAACUGUGAAGGCAAUACUGUUCGACUUGGACAACACACUCAUUGAGACAAGUCGGGCAGGUGGAGUGGCGAUACAGAAGACCAGUGAACUUCUGAAGACCACACUGGGCAUCGAUGACAACACCAUCAGCAGUAUUUGUGACAAGUUCAAGCAGAAGCUUCUACAGGAGAGUUUUGACCCAGCAUCAGGCAGAUCCAUAGAUGAUGUUCGAGUGGGUCACUGGGAGGAGAGCAUCCAGGAGACCGUGGGCAGUAGUUCCCCUGUCUCUCUAGCAGCUCAAUGCUACUACCUGUGGAAAAACAGUCGCCUGGAACUUCUCAGUCUGUCCCCUCCAGUAGGCAACCUCCUGAAACAACUGCGCAGCAGAUACAAGCUGCUAUUGCUGACCAACGGGGAAACUCAGACCCAGAGAGAGAAGGUGGAGGCUGUCAGAUGUGAGGAGUUCUUUGAUGCCAUCGUGAUUGGGGGAGAACAUGCAGAGCAGAAACCAUUCCUCUCCAUCUUCACAUUGUGUUUCAGCAUGCUGGGGGUAGAGGCCCAGGACUGCGUUAUGGUUGGAGACUCUCUGGACACAGAUAUUCAGGGGGGCUUUAAUGCCAGAGUACGAGCUACAGUUUGGAUCAGCAGUGCAGGUGGUGCUGUGCCAGAUGGUUCAGUGAAACCAGACUACACCGUCCCCACUGUGUUAGACCUGCCACAUGUUCUGGCACAACUGGAAUAAGGACAACUCGUGACUAGAGCUGAACAAUAUGCAAAAAUAUAAUAUAUAAUCAUAUUGAGAUUAUUUUUGACAGGUAUUGUAAUUAUGAUAUGAGUCGCUUUGUCAUCACUUUUGCAUUUGAUUUUCAUGAAAGCGUUUUAAAAAGAUGAUGUGAUUUUAGUUGCGGCUCGUACCAA
Seriola dumerili (greater amberjack) is the source of this 938-nucleotide messenger RNA. RefSeq names its product N-acetylneuraminic acid phosphatase (gene nanp). The transcript is spliced from 2 exons. Lineage: Eukaryota; Metazoa; Chordata; Actinopteri; Carangiformes; Carangidae. Gene Ontology annotation, molecular function: hydrolase activity. The coding region runs from base 31 to 762 and encodes 243 amino acids. The record is from RefSeq and is a predicted model, not a curated record.